AUGGACAGAACAUCGAACUUCACAGAAAGCUUCAAUGAGCCACAUCCAGGCAGUCCGUUUCGCCCUGGAGAACCUCAAAUCCAACUCAACGACACCACAGUAGAUCUCAACUUCUCUCCGGAUGUCUCCCGCCCGAGUACGCCUCGAUCGCCGGCGUCGUCAAGCUUUCGUCCUUCUGAUCCAGCAGCUGAAUCGUCCAUCUCCGAGAAUAUUUCCAGCUCACCAGAUCCAGACAGGCAAGCAGAUACUCGAUCCAUCCGCAGCACUCGCAGUCGCGUAUUCGACGACAUAAAGUACGAAGUCAUGAUAAAUCACCUGUAUCAGAAGCAAUGCGCCCAGCUCUGGAUCGACCACAACAGUCCAGCUAACGCCGAAGGCGUUCUACUUCGCAAGUCAAGAGGUCAAUAUCUUGCCUGCCCGCCACAGCUGAUCCACUCGACAUUCGCGUCGGCAUGCAGCCAGCUCAACCUGCAGGUAGCCAUGACGGUCAACUCGAGAGUCAUCAAGGCCUUCGUUGCUUCAUCACCCAACAGCUACGAAGUCCCGCUUAAGGAUGGCGCACGUAUUCAGAUCUUGCCCGACAUGCACCACCUGCCGUUGGCACGCAAGUACCACUUUGCGGCCUUCUUAGCGGCGGAAGAGCUCUUGAUCGUCUGGGACGACAAUGCUGCUAAGCUUGUCAAAAGAGCCAAAACGAUCGAGGAUGCUUUGACGGAGCUUGUCUGGGGCAAUCCAGACGAAGAGGAGGACGAAGAUGCAGAAGAUGAAAAGAAGGAGGAUCUCGAUCCGGAAUCUGGCGACCCGGUGCCAGAGAAUAGGCCGACUAACUUGAUGAACACGAUCCUCGUUGCCUUCACCCUGAUGAUCGUCAUCAUGCUUCUCGGACUCGCGGCUCGGUCUCUGGCAGUGGAGAUCGCGGUUGACAAGGGCUUCAUCCGUCUUGCCUUUCUGUCAUUGGUCCCGGUACAAGUCUUCUUCACUCUAUUCUUCGCACAAGUCAUCGUCGGUUGCUUCGCUCAAUGCGUUGGCCCAAUCCAGCAGAUGCAGCUCAACUCCAAGUACUACUCCGCCAAACUUCCACCUAAGCUCCGACGCAAAGUGCUCCCUCAUAUCACUGUUCAGUGCCCAGUCUACAAAGAAGGUCUUGCUUCUGUCAUUGCUCCCACGGUUCGAUCUAUCAAGCAAGCGAUCUCUACAUACGAGCUGCAAGGAGGAUCGGCAAACAUGUUCAUCAACGAUGAUGGUCUACAGCUGAUCUCGGAGGAAGAUCGUCAAGCACGAAUGGACUUCUACCAAGAUCAUUCCAUUGGCUGGACAGCCAGACCGAAGCAUGGGCCCGAAGGCUUCGUUCGUAAAGGCAAAUUCAAGAAGGCGUCAAACAUGAACUUCGGUCUGAUGCUGUCUUGUGCGAUCGAGGAGAAGCUAUCCGCCGUUCACCGCAAUCCUGCAGACUGGGAUCAGGCGUCAGAGGAUGCUGCCUACGCCGCGGCAUUGGCAGAGGUCCUUGCUGAAAAGCCGCGUGCCUGGGCUGAUGGCAACAUCCGCAUGGGCGACUAUGUCCUUCUGAUCGAUAGCGACACGCGCGUCCCGUCCGAUUGUCUCCUGUCAGCUGCUUCCGAAAUGGAGCAAUCACCGUCCGUUGGCAUCAUGCAGUUUUCCUCAGGCGUUAUGCAAGUCGUUCACACGUACUUCGAGAAUGGCAUCACCUUCUUCACGAAUCUGAUUUAUACGGCGAUUCGGUAUACAGUGGCCAGUGGUGACGUCGCUCCCUUCGUGGGGCACAAUGCCAUCUUACGCUGGAGCGCCAUCCAGCAAGUCAGCUACACGGAUGAAGAUGGCUAUGAGAAGUUCUGGUCCGAAAGUCAUGUCAGUGAGGACUUCGAUAUGAGUCUACGCCUUCAAUGCAACGGCUAUAUCAUCCGACUGGCAGCUUGGGCAGGCGAUGGCUUCAAGGAGGGCGUCAGCCUGACCGUUUACGAUGAGCUGGCAAGAUGGGAGAAGUAUGCGUAUGGCUGCAACGAGCUGCUGUUCUAUCCGAUGCGCAAAUGGAUUUACAAAGGGCCGUUCACGCCGCUGUUCAGAGAGUUCCUCUUCUCGAACAUUCGCUUCACCAGUAAGAUCACCAUUGUCAGCUACAUCGGAACAUACUACGCAAUCGGUGCAGCUUGGAUCAUGACGCUUGCAAAUUACUUUGCUGUCGGGUGGUUCAACGGGUAUCUCGACAAGUACUACAUCGACAGUUGGAAGGUAUGGUUUAGUAUCGUUAUUGUGUUCAACGGCCUCGGAAACCUCGCUCUGGCAGUCAUGAGAUAUCGUGUGGGUGAAAAAGGCUUUUUUGCAGCGCUUGCGGAGAACUUCAAAUGGAUUCUCAUGCUAUCGGUGUUUCUGGGGGGUCUGAGUCUGCAUGUCAGCCAAGCGUUGUUGGCACAUAUGUUCGAAGUGGACAUGACAUGGGGUUCUACAUCCAAAGAAGCCGAACGAAGCAACUUCUUCAUCGAGGUCCCCAAAGUCAUCUCCAAAUUCAAAUUCAGCAUCGGCUUCGCAAUCUUCGGCAUCAUCACCAUGAUCUGGCUCGCGACAAAUCCUGGUGGACUCAUACCAUACGACUGGGUCAUCGCCGACUUCAUCGCGAUUCUACCGAUGUCGACGGUUUGCGCAAGUCAUUUGCUAUUGCCGGUCGUGCUGAAUCCGGCGCUGAUGACGUUCACUUUCUAG
Molecule: messenger RNA, 2715 nt
Organism: Cyphellophora attinorum
Lineage: Eukaryota; Fungi; Ascomycota; Eurotiomycetes; Chaetothyriales; Cyphellophoraceae
Exons: 3
Coding region: 1-2715 (904 amino acids)
Source: RefSeq, a predicted model, not a curated record